AACAGACCAAACCAUUUCCCCUCCUCUUCACUCGCCCCCAGCUCGCAUCCGUGUCCCACCUCCAAGUCAGAUCUCGCCGCUCACGGCCACCGCGGCCGCCAUGGGCUCCGCGCAUUCCUCCCACUCCUCCGUCUCCACCGCCGCCGACGAAUACGACAACGAUCCGUCCGCCGCGUCGUCCUCGGAGCCCUCGGCCCCGCCCCCUCCGACACAGGCACCGGUCCCACCGGCGUCCGCGUCCAAGGUGCUCGAGCAGGAGCCCGAGGUGCUCCCGUGCCGCGCCGCCGACUCGCCGCUCUCGCCGCAGCCCUCCGCCGCGGGCACGCCGCGCCUCCUCGGCCCAAACAUUAAGGUCUGGGACCCCUGCCACGUGCUCCUCCCCCCUCCGUCGCCGCACCAGCAGCAGCACCACCACCCGCAGCAAGGGAGGGCGGAGACGCCGCUGGAGGUGGUCAUAGUUAGCCACGGUGAGUGCGCGUCCGCGAUGCGGCCCGACCUGGUCGGCGGGCGGUGGCCUGCGGCCGCCCUCACGGCGCGCGGGGAGCGGCAGGCGCGCGCGCUGGCUGUGUUCCUGCUCUCCCGAGGCUCGCGGCUGGACGCCGCGUGGACGUCCCCGCUCGACCGUGCCCGCGCAACUGCAACCCUCGUCUGCCGGGAGCUUGAUUUCCCAGAGGACCAGAUCCAAAUAUCAGAUGCUUUGACUGAGAUGAGUCAUGGUCAGUGGGAGGGGUGUCCAAAAUCAGAAAUCUAUACUCCAGAAAUGAUUAACCUGAUGGACAGUACCCAGCCUGAUUUCUCAGCGCCCUCAGGAGAGUCACUCAGGCAGGUACAGUUUAGGAUGAUGGAAUUCCUGAACCGAACAGUCAUAAGGUUACCAGAAAAGGUGGCAAUGGGGGAUACACUAUCACAACAAAAUGACCUAAAGGGGUUAUCUCGGCAGAGCUCCACCAAUUCAGUCCAAGAUGGCCCAUCUUGGGAUUUGCUUUACAGGCUCAAUCGACAUAGCCUUCAAAGGAAGAAAUCUGGUAAAAGCAGGCUCCAGUUUGUCACUUCUGGGGACAAUGAGACUGAGGAUGACUUCUCACCUAAAGAAAUAAACCAUAGGCAUCACCUUCACGAAGCAAAUCUGGGGAGCUCGACAACCUCAAUUGCGAUUUUCUGCCAUGCCAUCCCCAUUCGAUGCCUCCUUGCAGGCUUGCUGGACUGCAAUCCUACGAUGUCCCAAAGAAUAUGUAUAGAUGAUUCCUCAGUCACAGUUCUUGAACAUUCGCUAAGAACUGGGUGGCAAAUAAAGAGGCUGAAUGAUACUGCACACCUCAGGCUUCUGUAGCUGCAAGCUGUUACGCUGUUCAGCAGGAAUGCUGCUGAUGUUAUUAUAUGUGGUGCAAAGAAACUAUCUGAUCAUAUUUCGGAAAUCUGAUAUGAGGUUAUCUGCUGACAUUCACCUACCCUACGUUGCCAUGGGAAACGGAGUCUUCCUAUUGUAUUUCAGUUGUAUUUACUGCCAUAUUGCACUGCCAGGAAGAUCUGGCCUGUAAUAGUGUUGUGCUGUAAUUUUUGCUUCCUUUGUUUUUUCUAAAUUAUUUGGUCAAGUGUAAUUUCCAACUCAUCUUUUUUGGUGCCACAUCCUAGUGUAUCAUUCUUUUGACGGGUCAUUUUGUAUGUACUGAGAUAUCUGUAAAUACUUUGUAAUUGGUGCUAUGAGAAAUGCUUAGGGGCUUGUUAACUUCUUUAUCA
Brachypodium distachyon (stiff brome) is the source of this 1737-nucleotide messenger RNA. RefSeq lists its product as uncharacterized. The record is from RefSeq and is a predicted model, not a curated record. The transcript is spliced from 2 exons. The coding region runs from base 101 to 1330 and encodes 409 amino acids. Lineage: Eukaryota; Viridiplantae; Streptophyta; Magnoliopsida; Poales; Poaceae.